Messenger RNA from Physeter macrocephalus (sperm whale), 869 nucleotides. RefSeq names its product monocyte to macrophage differentiation associated 2 (gene MMD2). Bases 1 to 837 code for a protein of 278 amino acids. The transcript has 7 exons. NCBI's taxonomy places the organism in Eukaryota, Metazoa, Chordata, Mammalia, Artiodactyla, Physeteridae. The record is from RefSeq and is a predicted model, not a curated record. Gene Ontology annotation, cellular component: membrane.
AUGGAACCGCCGCGAUGUUCGCCCCGCGGCUCCUGGAUUUCCAGAAGACGAAGUACGCGAGAGGGAGCCUCUGAUGCCUCAACCCGGGACUCCUGGCCAACGGAGAAGCAAAUCAAGAACACCUCCAGGUUCAUGAACCACCGAGUCCCCGCCCACAGGAGGUACCAGCCCACGGAGUAUGAGCAUGCCGCCAACUGCGCCACCCAUGCUCUCUGGAUCAUUCCCAGCAUCCUCGGCAGCUCCAACCUCUACUUCCUGUCGGACGAUGACUGGGAGACCAUCUCUGCCUGGAUCUACGGCCUCGGCCUCUGUGGGCUCUUCGUGGUGUCCACCGUGUUCCACACGAUCUCCUGGAAGAAGAGCCACCUCAGGACGGUGGAGCAUUGUCUGCACAUGUCCGACCGCAUGGUCAUCUAUUUCUUCAUCGCAGCCUCCUACGCGCCCUGGCUGAACCUUCGCGAGCUGGGCCCCUGGGCCUCCCACAUGCGGUGGCUGGUCUGGAUCAUGGCCUCUGUUGGCACCGUCUAUGUCUUCUUCUUCCAUGAGCGGUACAAGCUCGUGGAGCUGCUCUGCUACGUCGUCGUGGGCUUCUUACCUGCCCUGGUCAUCCUUUCCAUGGUAAGUUGCCCGCACCCGGCGUGGGGCCUCCCGUCUGGCUCGAGGGGACCCACAGUGGCUCUGGAGAUUGUCAGGUUGAACCUCCUCCUCUGGCAGACGAGGGACCUGUGGCCUGGGGUCAGCGUGACUUGGGUGCUGAGGCAGGAGAACGUGCAGCUCACCCCAGGGCUCGGCUCCCCGGUUCUACGGCACCUCCUCUCUCUGCUUCACCUCCAAUGAGUUCCUUAGUCCCUCGGGGCUCCAGUUCCCGC